AUGAAGUAUUUGCUUAGCCAAUCACUUGAGAAAGCCGCCAAGGAAUGGUGGGAACUGGUCGAAGACCAAGUCAACAGCUUCGACGACGUCGAAAAACGAUUUAUAAAUCGAUUUUGGAGCCACGAUGUACAGCGAAAAGUGCGUAAAGACCUGGAAUUCGGGAGAUAUCCCGAAAAACCAGGUAGAUUAACAAAAGUCGAGUAUGCAACUCGGACGUUUGGAGCGGCGCGAGAUUUGAUUCCGCCUCCAAGCGAUCCGGAUAUUGUGGCUUCUCUAUCGCAGCACUUUACCGAGGAGAUUAGAGCCACCAUUAUAAGUCGUGGGUUCAAAACCCUCGAGCAGCUGAUCGAGUUCCUGGAAAAACUCGAUCAGAGCGGGCCGGUUAACACCGGGACGGACGAGCAGAAGACUCAAAGUCCGAAAAACCCGACUCACAAUAACGAUAAAAAUGAGCAGCGUCCAUUCAAAAUGCCUCCGCAAAACAACUGGAACAACAAUGGUUACCAGAACAAUAACCGUGGAAAUUCAAACUGGCAACAGAACAACCGCCAGAAUUGGAAUCAAAGCAAUGGAGGCUACCAAAAUAAUCGAGGUUACCAAAACAACAAUUGGAAUCAGCAACAAAACAGGAGCUACAAUCAGAGCUUCCAACGAAACUAUAACCAGCAGCCGAAUAACAGCAAUUAUAAUCGGAAUCAACAAAAUGGCGGGCAAAACGGAGGAAACAAUCGCCCAAACAACAGUCCUCAGCCAAAUCAGAAUCAAAAUUGGGGAUCGUCGAACCAAAAUCGGGGACCACCUCAAAACAACGGAGGAUAUAGGCCACCUGCGAAUAAUAAUACGCAGCAACCACCGAUUCAAACGAUUGAGGCGCAAAUAGAACCUCAACCAUCAACAUCGAAAGCGGGAAACGCGUAG
Molecule: messenger RNA, 918 nt
Organism: Venturia canescens
Lineage: Eukaryota; Metazoa; Arthropoda; Insecta; Hymenoptera; Ichneumonidae
Exons: 1
Coding region: 1-918 (305 amino acids)
Source: RefSeq, a predicted model, not a curated record